AUGCCACCCUCGAAUUCGACCGACCGUCUAUCCGUAAUCUCGAAUCAUCUUGAAGCGAGGGAAUCUAAGAUGUCGCAAGUCCAGUCCCCGCAGCAGCUGCCCUGGGAUCCCAACUCACUCAGUUUUCCUUCUCACGACGAACUUCCAAAAUUGCCUGAUGCCCCCGAGGGCGCGGCUUGGGUCUGGGGGAAAGAAGAUCAGCUCGGGAGACUGAACCUAUUAACGCCAGAACGUGUAAAGCUGGCUGCCGCAGAGAUCAAGACUGGGGAUAUGAUUCGACUGGACCUGCCUCUUAAUGUGCCUAUGACACCUGCAUUCGGUCGUGAAGUAUUCCAGCACAAUAUCAAAACAAACAUUCCGAAUAUGGGAUAUGAUGACACCUAUACCAUGAACACACAAAGCAGCACCCAAUGGGAUGGCUUCAGACAUUUUUGCCAUGUCCCCACCAAGACCUUCUAUAACGGGGCGAAAAGCUCCGAUUUUGUGGGCGAAAAUGCCAACCUCCGCUGUAGCAUUCAUCACUGGGCAGACCACGGUAUUGCUGGCCGAGGCGUGCUCUUAGACUAUUAUCAUUACGCGCAUACUCACAAUAAGCCAUACUACCCCUAUAAACCACACGCGAUUUCUUUUGCUGAGCUCCAAGCCUGCGCCGUCUCUCAGGGCCUUGACAUUCGACCAGAAUCGCAAGGUGGCGAUAUUCGACCAGGAGAUGUGCUAUUUGUACGCUCCGGCUUCGUACAGGAAUACUAUAAACUUGGACCAGAUGAACGCCAUGCCGCAGCUACUCGCAAAGACCUGGAAUUCGCAGGACUCUCGCGUGAAAAACCAAUCCGGGACUGGCUACACGACUGCUAUUUUGCCGCGGGGGUUGGUGACUCGCCGACUUUCGAGGUCUGGCCACCUCCAAGGUUUGGGCCGGAUCAUAUAAGCUUGCAUCAGAGUAUGCUGUCGCUUUGGGGGUGUCCAAUCGGUGAGAUGUGGGAUCUGGACAAAUUAGCGGUAAGAUGCAGGGCGCUUCGUAAAUGGACCUUCUUUAUGACAAGUGCCCCUGCCAAUAUGCCCGGGGGCGUAGGCUCGCAUGCAAAUGCGACUGCAAUUUUGUAG
Penicillium manginii is the source of this 1104-nucleotide messenger RNA. RefSeq lists its product as uncharacterized. The transcript has 6 exons. The record is from RefSeq and is a predicted model, not a curated record. Lineage: Eukaryota; Fungi; Ascomycota; Eurotiomycetes; Eurotiales; Aspergillaceae. The coding region runs from base 1 to 1104 and encodes 367 amino acids. Gene Ontology annotation, molecular function: arylformamidase activity.